AUGAUAAUGCUAACUCGAUUUCGUACUAUCACGCAGAAAUCAAUAAUACCAAUAUCACUUCGUCUAUUCAAUACAAGUACAUUGAAACUAAGUGAUGGUGAUCAUACACUUUCAAAAGCAUUUGUCAAUGCUUCAGAUGAUAUUAAAGCAGGUCUAGCGAAGAGAUGGUUGGAUACACUAGCUACUGACAGUGAAGCAAUUGUCAAAGGUGAAAUGCAAUUCAAUAAAAAAUAUAGUGAUUGGAGAAAAGAUUUGACAAAAAUUCAAUUGGAUACAAUUGAAGCAAUUAAAGAUAAAUCAACCCAAGGAUAUAUGCAUCAGUUUGAUGUUGGUCGACGUGAUACACCCGAAGAAAGAAGCAAUAUUGAUAUCAGAAUAGAAACAGAUCCUAAAGAAAAAUACUAA
Molecule: messenger RNA, 405 nt
Organism: Adineta steineri
Lineage: Eukaryota; Metazoa; Rotifera; Eurotatoria; Adinetida; Adinetidae
Source: the annotation of a GenBank genome assembly